Messenger RNA from Brachypodium distachyon (stiff brome), 2379 nucleotides. RefSeq lists its product as uncharacterized. The transcript is spliced from 5 exons. Lineage: Eukaryota; Viridiplantae; Streptophyta; Magnoliopsida; Poales; Poaceae. Bases 1 to 2379 code for a protein of 792 amino acids. The record is from RefSeq and is a predicted model, not a curated record.
AUGAAGCUCCGCGUGGUCGGAUGGGGGAAAUGCUUACAGAAUCAACUGAAAGACCCCGACAAUGCCACAUAUGAGAAGAAGUUCCAGAAGCUAGUCGAGGACGCGAACACACCAGUGUAUGACAAUGUUGGCAUCAACAAUAAUGUCCUAGAAGUGACACUUGAACUUCUUAGGAUAAAGGCAAAAUCUGGGCUUUCUGACAAGGGCUUCACGGAGAUGUUGAGUUACCUUGCUACAGUCUUUCCAGAGGGCAACAAAUUGCCUAAGAGCACAUACGAGGCGAAGAAAAUUACCUGCCCGCUUGGACUACACGUUGUGAAAUAUCAUGCAUGUCCACUGGACUACAUUGUAUACACGGGACCGCACAAAAACAAGGACAAAUGCCCAAUAUGUGGUACUUCACGGUACAAGAAGAAAGAUGGCAAUCACGACGAAGUCGAUGAGGAAGAAGUGAGUAAAGGUCGGCCGGCGAAGAUCGUCUGGUAUCUUCCGAUGGGUAGUCGAUUUGAGCGUUGGUUUCAGAACUUGAAGGAUGCGGUGAGACUGGUCUAUCACGAUCCGAGUGAGAAAAUGUACGAUGCAGAUGGAGAGUACCGUACAGACAAUACUGAAGCUGGGAUCCUCAAACACCCAGCCGAUGUGGCUCAAUGGAGGACCUUGGACGCAGAAUUCCCAGAUUUUGCCAGUGAUCCCAGGAAACUAAGGCUAGGGCUGAGCACUGACGGAAUCAAUCCAUUCGGCAACAUGAGCAGCACGCACAGCACAUGGCCGCUAGUGAAGGAUGAGCUUGCUGAACUUUGGAAUACAGGUAGAAAUGUUUGGGACGCUCGCAGGGAGGAGUACUUCACCCUUAGAGCAGCGUUGCUGACUUGUGUGCAUGACUACCCAGCAAACGGUAAUACAUCAUGCCAGUGCACAAAAGUGUACAAGGCAUGUACAAAGUGCGCGGAGAAUACAAUAUCGGAGAUGUUGCCCACAUCACGCAAAAUUGUGUACAUGGGACACCGACGAUGGUUGCACCCUAAAGACCCGUGGAGGCUUGAUGCGGAGAGCUUCAACGGAAAGGAAGAGGACGAGGGUAAACCUAGGGAAAAGUCUGGCUUUGAAAUAUACGAUAUUGUCAAGGAUCUGGAGGUUAGGCCUGGGAAAGCAGAAAAUGUCAAAGAUAAGGACGGCCCGGACACCUCCAUGUGGAAGAGGAGGUCUGUAUUCUGGGGCCUGCCAUACUGGCCACACUUGCGAUGCCGGCACAACGUUGAUGUGAUGCACGUUGAGAAAAAUGUAUGUGACAGCGUGUUGGGAUUGCUGAUGAACAUCCCUGACAAGAAGAAAGACGGACCGAAGGCAAGGAAAGACUUGGAAAUUUUGAAGAUAAGGAAAGAACUGUGGGUAGAAGAAGAAGAGUCACCGGAAGACAAAAAUGGUUUCGUGAUUGUGAGCAAGGACGAGCUGCAUAGAGUGUGCGAGUGCUUUCGAGGCAUCAAAUUACUCCUAGUUGCAAUCAGGGGCGCCAUGGAGCCUGGGAUAUUGUGUGAAUUUGAGAAGUACUUCCCUCCGACAUUCUUCGAUGUCAUGGUCCAUUUAAUGGUCCAUAUCGUCGACGAGAUAUUGGUUUUGAAGCGCUAUGUUCGUAACCGAGGGCGUCCUGAAGGUAGCAUCCUCCAAGGCUACCUGGUAGAAGAGUGCGUCGAGUUCUGCACAGAUUGGCUGGCGGAUCAGAAAGCAAUAGGCGUGCCGGAAUCAAGGCACAAGGGUAAGCUAGCUGGCCAAGGACUUUUUGGGCAGAAGUAUAUCGAAGUACAUUCAAAGAGGAGAGCAGCUGACUUUAACAGAACACAUUUGGUGGUGCUUCAACACAUUGAUGCGGUCCGGCCUUACCAGGAAAUGCACAUGCAAGAGCUUCAAAACAACAACCCUACCAGAGGACAAAUUUGGAUCCAUAGAGAGCACAGUAAACAUUUCGCUGAGUGGCUAAAGGAGUAUUGGUAUGAGAGGGAGCCAGUAGAUGAAAACGAAAAGACUGUGCUAAGGUUGUCGCGCGAACCAGCUUAUCACGUCGCCACAUGGCAAGCCUACGCUAUUAACGGGUACACGUACUACACAAAAUCUCAGGAUUGUAAAAGUCAAUAUCAAAAUAGCGGUGUAGUAUUGGUUUCCGAAACUGCAACUGAUAGCCAAGCCAAGACUAAAGCAUUCUAUGGAGUGAUUGAGGAGAUCUGGGACCUGGACUACUCCAUCACCAUGAUCCCACUUUUUCGUGUGAGAUGGGCUACGAACGGGAAACCUGAUGGCCAUAGAUUCACAACCAUGAUGCUACCACCUGGGAUCCCUCGUGACCAAAUUAACGUCGAAGCAAUCCCAGCAACCCAAGAACCAUGA